AGAUAAGAAGCUGCUUUUGCUUUGAUGGCGACGGGACUGUGCGGAGACAAAGAAAAGUUCCCGAAAAGAUACGAAGAGAAAGCCCCAUUUACCAAGUUCCUGACCGCCGCCUCUGCCACGGCAGUUCUUGCUGGAACAGAAACGGACAUUUGGCAAGGUUUGUCACGAUGAAACGUCAGGCUCAAUCUCAGGCUCCCAUGGCCUGGCCAUGUCUUUACUAAUUAAGCUAUGAAAUAUUUGGCAAAGUUUCUCAUGAUGAUCGCUUCUUCUUCUUCUUACCUCAUGUGCAAGCCCAAGAAGAAGACCGCUACUGCUCAAGCGAUCCAACCCCAAAAAUCUACUACUUCUCGGUCCUCCAGAGGAAGCUCCGCCGCCGCUGCCGAUCGAUCGUCCAGCACCAACAAGACCACCGGCUCCGGCGCCUAUUUCGACGACUCUUGGCAGUCUUCUUCAAUAAAUCUGAGCCCGGGUUCGUUGCCAAGCCUCCGAGAAACCUUGCCGGAGAACCCUCACAUAUACGACUUCUCAGAAAUCUGCUCCGCCACGGGCAAUUUGUCCGCCAAAAAGUUCUCCUCCUCCUCCUCUUCCGCUUCUUGGCGCUGCGUGCUUCGCGGCAACGACGUCCUCGUCUUCCAGAGGAAGCUUCUCUGCCCGAUUUCCACCGACCAUCUCCGCGAACGCCUCUCCUUGAUCUGCAAGGGCCACCACGCCAGCUUGAUCAAGCUUCGCGGCGCUUCCGUUUCUGGAAACUACAUUUACCUUGUCUAUGACUAUGUUCACGGUGCUAACCUCGCCGAUUGCCUGAGAAACCCUAGAAACCCCAACUUUACCGUUCUUUCCAAUUGGAUGUCCCGAAUGCAGAUCGCCAGCGAUCUGGCUCACGGCCUUGACUAUAUCCACCAUAGUACGGGUCUCAGUUCCAGAUUCGUCCAUAAUCACAUCGAGAGCUCGAGCAUCAUCGUGACGGAGGAACCGCCGACGUCUCUGAACGCCAGAAUCUGCCAUUUCGGGACGGCGGAGCUGUGCGGCGAGAUUGCCAUCAACGAUGAGAAAGCGAAAGUUCUGAAGAGAUCGGACAGCCGGAAGAUGAAAUUGGAGGGAACGAGAGGGUACAUGUCGCCGGAGUUCCAGUCCACCGGAAUCGCAACGCAGAAGACGGACGUUUACGCGUUCGGGGUUGUGAUCCUGGAGCUGCUGUCCGGGGAAGAGCCUAUCAAGUACAGGUUUGAGGAUGAAGGGGGCGGGGGUUACAAGAGGAUUUCGGUGUUGGAGACGGCGAUAGAGGCGAUGGCGGAAGGCGGCGGGGGGAGGUUAAGGAGGUGGAUAGACAAGAGGCUCAAGGACUCCUACCCGGUGGACGUGGCGGAGGAGAUGACGCGUGUGGGCCUCGACUGCGUGGAGUCGGAUCCGAAUAGGAGGCCCGACAUGGGCUCCGUUGCGGGUCGGAUCUCCAAGCUCUAUUUGGAUUCGGAGAAUUGGGCACAGACGAUAGGCGUACCCGCUGACUUCAGCUUCUCAUUGGGCCCACGCUGACAUUUUAAUAUCUACAUCUGUAGUCUAUUCACCGGAGAUUUGAGAAGCCCCUUUCUUUUUAUUUAUUUUUUAUUCACACAUGAAUGAGUUGAUAAUUUUUUUUCUUUUCUUUUAAUUUUAAUUUAUAAAAAAAAUACAGCAGAAUUAGAUUGUUUCUGAUGAAUAAUAAUGAUACUUUUUAAUAGUUAAAUUUUUUUAUUACUUUUUCAGACUGAAAUGAAGGUCUAUUUUUUUUUGGAUAAGCAAGAUUAUAUUGAGAUCUAAAGAGAGGAUAACUGAUAUUUAUAAUGCUCAAAUUAGAGGUUAUUAGUUGGAC
Molecule: messenger RNA, 1849 nt
Organism: Diospyros lotus (date-plum)
Lineage: Eukaryota; Viridiplantae; Streptophyta; Magnoliopsida; Ericales; Ebenaceae
Product: lysM domain receptor-like kinase 3
Exons: 1
Coding region: 229-1533 (434 amino acids)
Biological process (GO): protein phosphorylation
Molecular function (GO): ATP binding; protein kinase activity
Source: RefSeq, a predicted model, not a curated record